Molecule: messenger RNA, 3360 nt
Organism: Eriocheir sinensis (Chinese mitten crab)
Lineage: Eukaryota; Metazoa; Arthropoda; Malacostraca; Decapoda; Varunidae
Gene: Rh50
Product: ammonium transporter Rh type B-like
Exons: 10
Coding region: 281-1690 (469 amino acids)
Biological process (GO): ammonium homeostasis; ammonium transmembrane transport
Cellular component (GO): plasma membrane
Molecular function (GO): ammonium channel activity
Source: RefSeq, a predicted model, not a curated record
UGGGCGGGGGUGAGCAUGGCCUUGGGGAACGCCAAAAUACUUGGCCCUCAUGGCUGUACAGUGGCAUCACGCUCUGCACAUCCCAUCGAACCCUGGCCACAGAAGGAGCCCCGCCUGUACAACCUCUACGGGCCCAGGCACCCUCUGGCACCCUUAAGCUCCCAAGAGACCCCGAGUACCCUUCUUCGGCCUCUUGAAACUUCCCACCGCCCUCCUGCCGCCCCGUCCGCCCCCCUGAAGCCACGGCGUGUAGUCCAGACGUCCCCAGAAACUCUUAGCCAUGAAGUUUAACCACCCGCACGGCGUCCUCGCUCUCGUAGUGCAGGCCGUCUUCUUCGCCCUCUUCUGCGUCUUCGUCAGGUACCACCCGGACGCAAAUGCUCGCCACCAUCCCCUCGUCAACGGCACCGAGCAUGAGGAACAUCUCGACCACGACUACAAGAGCGAGGACUCCGCGAACCACAACAAAAUGUACCCAAUGUUCCAGGAUGUCCACGUCAUGAUCUUCAUCGGCUUCGGCUUCCUGAUGAUGUUCCUGAAGCGCUACGGCCUCAGCGCGGUGGGCCUCAACUUCAUGGUCGCCGCCCUCUGCCUGCAGUGGGCCAUCCUCGUCAACGGGUUCUUCCAUCUUCACGACGGCCUCAUCCUGGUCGACCUAAACACGCUUCUCGGCGCUGACUUCACCUCCGCCGCCGUGCUCAUCAGCUUCGGGGCCCUCAUAGGCAAGACCACGCCCACGCAGCUGAUCCUCCUGACGCUUCUGGAGGUGCCGAUCUUCGCCGUCAACGAGGUCAUCGGGAGGAGAUACUUCGGGGCUGUCGACAUAGGUGACUCCAUGUUCGUGCACGCCUUCGGGGCCUACUUCGGGCUGGCCGCGAGCCUCAUCAUGUACCGCCGUGACGCCUCCACCGAGAAAGAAGGGUCCAGCCACCAGAGUGAUAUGUUCGCCAUGAUAGGUACGGUCUUCCUGUGGGUGUACUGGCCCUCCUUCAACGGCGGUGCUGCCUCCGGGGACGCCCAACUCCGCUGCAUCAUCAACACCUACAUCUCCCUCAUCGCCUGCUGCUUCACCACCUUCGCGAUCUCCUCGAUCAUCAACAGGGAAAAGAAAUUCGACAUGGUCCACAUCCAGAACAGCACUCUGGCGGGCGGCGUGGCCAUCGGGACAGCAGCAGACCUCAUGAUCCACCCCUGGGGCGCCGUGCUGGUGGGCAUCCUCGCCGCCACCCUCUCCGUCUGCGGCUACGUCUACAUCACCCCCAUGAUGGCGAGUCGACUCCGCAUCCACGACACUUGCGGGGUCCACAACCUGCACGGCAUGCCCGGGGUGUUUGCGGGCAUCGUGGGGGCCAUACUAGCUGCCGUGGCCUCCGAAGCGACGUAUGGGGUCAGCCUGUACGUGGUCUUCCCCGAACGUGCUCCCCCCGAGGGCUCCGCGGCGCUGGCUGACCUGCAGAAGGUGUUGCCGGACCUGGCGGGCGGCUCGGGAAUCUCAGGCACCUCCCAGGCCCUCUACCAGCUCCUCGCCCUCGUCGUCUCCAUCGCCUUUGCCGUCGCUGGGGGCAUUGUGGCAGGCUUCAUUCUCCGCCUCUUCGGUAACCUCAAGACGGAGGAGCUGUAUGAGGACGAGAAGUGGUGGGUGAUGGAGGAGGAGGAGGGGGAGGAGGAGCACAGGCCAGCGACAGCAUAACCAGAGGACCCACCCGUCGGAGGCCACCACGCUGAAGACUGAUGAUGAUGAUGAUGAUAGGAGGUGAAGCUGAUGUUUGGUAGAGAUGUAGACGAUGUAGACUGAGGGAUGAAUGGUAGUGAAGAUGAUUUGGUAGAUUCGUAGGUGAUGUUUGGUAGAGAUGUAGACGAUGUAGACUGAGGGAUGGAUGGUAGUGAAGAUGAUUUGGUAGAUUCGUAGGUGAUGUUUGGUAGUUAUGUAGAUGAUGUAGACUGAGGGAUGGAUGGUAGUGAAGAUGAUUUGGUAGAUUCGUAGGUGAUGUUUGGUAGUUAUGUAGAUGAUGUAGACUGGGGGAUGGACGGUAGUGAGGAUGAUUUAAUACGUAGAUUGAUGUGAGUUGAUUUUUGGUAGUUAUGAAAAUGAUGAUGUUUGUGAUGAUAGGAGGUUAAGAAGAUGGUGUACUGUAGACGGUUGGAUGUUGAUGUAGACUCGAUUGUAGGAUGAUGGUGAUAGAAGAUGAUGAUGAAGAUGAGUGUUCAGAAAUUAUGUAGACUGGUGACUUGGUAAACAGUAAUGGUGAUGUGAGAUGGUGAUGUUUUGUAAUGUAGAUGUUGAUGUUGGUAGGGUGUGGUGUGAUGUAUUGGCCAGUCUUCACCACAGAUAAACAUAAGUGGUGAUUUACCAAGUAUGGUGAUGAUAUGGUACGGUGUGUGUGUGUGUGUGUGUGUGUGUGUGUGUGUGUGUGUGUGUUCUCUCAAUAAGACAUAAGUUAGCCAGACACCUCUUCACCCAUGCAACACUUGAAGACGAGGACCAAACAUUAAAAGAAGUACUAAAGGUAUUGCGUGGGCCGUGUCUGGAUUGAAAAUGAGGUCUACAACACACACAGAAAAAAUAUAUAUAUACGUACCUCUUUAUAAUAAUUGAUUUGGGACACGGAAUACUUUUUUUCUUCCUUCCUCUCAUAUCAUCUGUCUAUACAUCUCUAACCUUUUUUUCUCUUAGUCAGCAAUACCAAAAACAAAGUCCGUGGCUGCAAUAGUAUGUUCAUCUCAGGUCAGAAAAUUAUAUGAUAAAUAAAGAGUAAAAAAAAAGAGAGAGAGAAAUACAAAAUAAAUGCGUAGGAAAAGGUAUGUCAGUAUCCCAAGAAAUGGUGUAUACUUUUUUUUUUUUUUUUUUUUUUUUUAUCUAUACACUUAUCCAUGCAUUGACCUCAUCAUCAAAUAAGUACGUGUAGACUUAAGUAGACUUUUUGACUUUUUUUUACAGUAAAGGAAGCAGCUCUAGGGGGGAAAAAAUAAUGAGAAAAAAAAGUAAACUAAUCUGCCCCAUUAAAUAAAAAGAGUUUAGAGGAGCGGCCAAAAGAGAGGUCAGUUUCGAAUAAAAUAUAAGAUAAAUAAAUAAAUAGGGAAGAAAACAUACAUUCCAAAAUCCCAGUCAACGGUAUUUCAACAUAUACAUAUUUAAGACAUGCUUCCACAUCCUCCUAUGGUAAACGACGUGCGAGCGGGGUCUAUGAUAUGAGCUCUUGUUAUCACCACGAAGUCUUGCAGUUAGUCAGUCCGUCGCAGAGUGUAUGAUAGGUUAUUUUCCUAGCGUUAAGCCUUCAUUUUGUACGUGUGUGUCAUAACCAACCAUUGUCUGCACUGUAAAGACGAGCAAACACAGACAUUAUAUGUGUACCUAACUGA